AUGCAUCCUCAGUCGAUUUACAUGAACUUCUUUCCCCAAGGCGAGCAAUCUGUAGAGUACCGGCCUGGCGGGUUUUGCCCUAUUCACCUGGGCGAUGUCCUCCAGGGACGCUAUCACAUCUUCCGCAAGCUGGGAGUUGGCGCUCAGUGCACCGUCUGGCUGGCAAGGGACAAAGGCGUGCCGGAGCGCCGCUAUGUGGCCCUCAAAGUGUACUCCGCCCGGGAGACCAGGACGGGGCGCAGGGUGGAAUGUCUCCUUCGCGGGCGCCUGGACCACGGGGGGUCAGACCACCCUGGGAGGAAUUACGUCGAGAUAGCCUCCGACGCCUUCAUCGUCUGGGGCCCUGGCGGCGGCGACCAAGGGCACCUGGUCAAGGUCGUCGAGCCCCUCGGCAGGAACCUCGGAAGCAUGAUCGAGCGUGUCAUGUAUCGGAACGUGACCGGUGAUUAUGAUGAAGCCGACCGGCCGAGCACACCCUUGGGCCCCGACCGCGAGAUCGGGGCCAUCAAGAGGACGUGCUACCAGGUGCUGCAGGGGCUCGACUACCUGCACAGCCGGGGGGUGGCGCACCGAGAUAUCCGGAUAGAAAACGUGUGUGUUUCGUUGCGGCUGGACCACCUCAACACACUCACCGAGAACCAGAUCCAAAGGAAUCUCUGGGCCGGCGCGAAUUCCGAUGCAGCCAACCAAGUCCGUCGGCAGCGACUGUUCGAGGCGGAAGAUUACGGGCUGGAGCUGGCCGAGUCGGACGACGAGACGGACGAGGAGGCGCCCAUCAUCCCCAACGACGCCGUGGCAGAGGCGCCCACCCUCGACGACGGCAACGCCGGGGUAGAGGCCCUCCCCAGGCCUCCCAGUCUCGACCAUGAUGACUCCUUGUGCUCGUCCUCGGCAUUAUCCACCUCCUCCUCGUACAGGCUGGCCUCGUUCUUGCACUGCGAGCGGCUCUCGGCCCAGCAGUGGGCCGAGCUCCUGGCCGAGCCGGGCGACCUCUCGGCGGAGCCGCACACGCCCAGCUGGAACCGGGCCAACCUCGUCAACAGCCGGGGACGGGUCGAGCUCCUGCAGCGCGCGGACCGCCGGCCGCCGGCGCGCGGCGAGAUCCGGUACACGGUGGCCAGCUCGCCGCUGUCGGCGCCCUCGUACCGAGACCGGCGCGUCCGGCUCGCCGUGCUGGCCGACCUGGGCUACGCGGCCGUCUUCGAGGACUGCGAGGCGGCCCGGGCGCCCGGCUGCCUCGAGGCCAUGCCGCCCGAGCGCCUGCUGGGCCGCCCGUGCUCGCACCGCGGGGACGUGUACUCGCUCGCCCUGCUGCUCUGGGAGCACGUCAUGGCGCAGCCGCUGGUCGAGGAGAUGUUUGGCGGCCACGACGACGGGCCCGGCAAGGCGGCGGCCAAGUCCCAGCUGCUGCGCGACCUGGCGCAGCGCGUCGGCGGCGGGUUCCCGCCCGAGAUGCGGCCGCUGUGGCCCGACGUCGACCGCUACAUCGACGCCGAGGGCGCCGCCAUAGACAACUCGCUCGAGGUGUACGGGGAGCCCGCCGAGCCGGGCGACUACCGCUACGGCGACAUCUGGGACCAGGGCCGGCUGGCGAGGCCGGCGGGCAUGGACGGCGAGGACCUGGCCGCCUUUGUGCGCAUGAUCCUGUCGAUGCUGCGGUGGAGGGCCGAGGAGAGGCCGUCGACGGCUGAGCUGUUGGAGCACGAGUGGUUCAGGGAGCUGCGUGCGCCGGUGGAUGGGUAA
This is a messenger RNA of Gaeumannomyces tritici R3-111a-1, 1743 nucleotides long. Its product is annotated as CMGC/SRPK protein kinase. Gene Ontology annotation, molecular function: ATP binding; protein kinase activity. The coding region runs from base 1 to 1743 and encodes 580 amino acids. Lineage: Eukaryota; Fungi; Ascomycota; Sordariomycetes; Magnaporthales; Magnaporthaceae. The transcript has 3 exons. The record is from RefSeq and is a predicted model, not a curated record. Gene Ontology annotation, biological process: regulation of mRNA processing; protein phosphorylation; spliceosomal complex assembly.